This is a messenger RNA of Crotalus tigris (Tiger rattlesnake), 6159 nucleotides long. It is a transcript of the gene PFKFB2, whose product is annotated as 6-phosphofructo-2-kinase/fructose-2,6-biphosphatase 2. The record is from RefSeq and is a predicted model, not a curated record. Gene Ontology annotation, molecular function: fructose-2,6-bisphosphate 2-phosphatase activity; 6-phosphofructo-2-kinase activity; ATP binding. Bases 48 to 1778 code for a protein of 576 amino acids. Gene Ontology annotation, biological process: fructose 2,6-bisphosphate metabolic process; fructose metabolic process. The transcript is spliced from 18 exons. NCBI's taxonomy places the organism in Eukaryota, Metazoa, Chordata, Lepidosauria, Squamata, Viperidae. Gene Ontology annotation, cellular component: cytosol.
AGGGCCGGAGCCGAAGGGUGGGCGGCGAUCUCGCUCAGUACAGUUGUAUGGCAUCUCUGCCGCGGUCCUUCGUGCCGAGUUUGAAGGGGGUCUCCCAUCCCAAAGGAAUAAGGCUGAAAGCAAAGAUAAGGAAUUUGGUGAUCCAAAACGGAGGAAUUGUGUGCCUUGCAGCAAUGUCAGCAGAUGCUGUUGCCAUCCCAGAGAACAUAAACGGUAACAGUUACAAUCAAGAAGACAAGCCUUCAAAUCUACGAGUUUCAGAAAAGAAGUGUUCAUGGGCCUCUUAUAUGACUAACUCUCCAACCCUGAUUGUAAUGAUUGGUCUUCCUGCAAGAGGCAAGACUUAUGUAUCCAAGAAAUUAACUCGCUACCUCAACUGGAUUGGAGUGCCUACAAAAGUGUUUAAUUUAGGGGUUUAUCGUCGUGAAGCAGUUAAAUCAUAUAAAUCAUAUGAUUUCUUCAGACAUGAUAAUGAAGAAGCCAUGAGGAUUAGAAAACAAUGUGCCUUGGUGGCCCUUGAAGAUGUGAAAGUUUAUCUAAUGGAAGAGUCUGGCCAGAUUGCUGUCUUUGAUGCAACCAACACAACACGAGAAAGACGGGAUAUGAUUUUAGCUUUCGCCAAAGAAAAUUCUUUUAAGGUUUUUUUUGUGGAAUCUGUCUGUGAUGAUCCAGAAGUCAUUGCUGCCAAUAUAUUGGAAGUUAAAGUCUCCAGUCCAGAUUAUCCAGAAAGAAACCGAGAGAAUGUGAUGGAAGAUUUUCUGAAGAGAAUAGAAUGUUACAAAGUCACCUAUCAACCCCUUGAUCCAGUUGAUUAUGACAAAGACCUUUCUUUCAUUAAAGUUAUCAAUGUUGGGCAGCGCUUUCUGGUCAACCGGAUCCAAGACUACAUCCAAAGUAAAAUUGUCUAUUAUCUCAUGAAUAUUCACAUUCAGCCACGCACAAUUUAUCUCUGUAGACAUGGAGAAAGUGAAUGCAACCUUAUUAGAAAGAUAGGUGGAGAUUCGGGCCUGUCCACACGUGGGAAGCAGUUUGCUGGAGCAUUGAAAAGGUUUAUCAAAGAGCAAGAGAUUAUGGAUCUGAAAGUUUGGACUAGCCAGUUGAAAAGAACAAUCCAAACAGCAGAAGCUCUAGGAGUACCAUAUGAGCAAUGGAAGAUACUGAAUGAAAUUGAUGCAGGAGUAUGUGAAGAAAUGACAUAUGAAGAGAUUCAGAGAAAAUAUCCAGAAGAGUUUGCACUUCGAGAUCAAGAAAAAUACCUUUACCGCUAUCCUGGAGGAGAAUCUUACCAAGACUUGGUCCAGCGCUUGGAACCUGUAAUUAUGGAACUGGAACGUCAAGAGAAUGUCCUAGUUAUUUCUCACCAGGCAGUUAUGAGAUGCCUAUUGGCCUAUUUUCUUGAUAAGAGUGCAGAUGAAUUGCCUUAUUUAAGAUGUCCUCUUCAUACCAUCUUUAAGCUUACACCAGUUGCUUAUGGCUGUAAAUUAGAAAUGAUUUCUCUGAAUGUUGAAGCUGUAGACACUCACCGGGAUAAGCCAUCCACAGUGAAUAACCUUCCAAAGAGCCAAACCCCUGUAAGGAUGAGAAGGAACAGCUUUACACCACUAGCCAGUCCGGACACACUAAAACGGCCUCGCAAUUACAGUGUUGGGAGUCAGCCUCUCAACCCGGCAGGAUCCCUGCUAUUCCAGGAGGCUCAAGAUCAACAAAAGCUUCAAGAGAGUGUUCAGGCGCUUCAGAUGGAAAGCCCUUGCAUGGAGAAAUCAGAUGCCGUCAUCUGAGAGCCUCUGGCAUCUGUCUCGACUCCCAAAAAAAAGCUGGCUUAGCAAUGUAGAAGUAUUCCAUUUGUGUCGUAGAAAAACCUCAUGGAUGUCUCUGAAAAAAUUCACCUUCGACUGGAACUACUUGAAAGGUUAUUUAAUGAAGCUGCUUCUGCUGUCUCAGGGGCUUUAAGGCAUGGUAGAUUGUCUCAUUUUUUGAACUUGUCUUUGGAAAUGGAGUUGUGAACAUUUUCUUCUGAUAUAUAUUAAAUCAGUGUUUCUUAACCUUGACAAUUUUAAGGCAUGUGGACUUCAACUCCCAGAAUUCCACAGCCAGCAAUGCUGGCUGUGGAAUUCUGGGAGUUGAAGUCCACAUGCCUUAAAAUUGUCAAGGUUGAGAAACACUGUAUUAAAUGAUCAUCAUUUGAACUUAGAACAAGCUUGCUUUAAAGCCCUUAAGGCCUAAUAAUGCAUUAUUGGUUAUCUAUAAGUCACAUUUUUCUGGAACUUAAAAGACAUCAACAUUAAAAUUAUAAACCAAUUUCAUACCUGUUUAAAUGUUAUGGCUACCAAAUAAAAAAUCCUAAGAAAUACCAUUCUUGUAAAAAGUUUAUAGAAAAGCCUUAACAUCUAAGCUACAUUUAAACAGGUUGAGAUUUGUUGUAUAGAUGUGACUCAUAAAAAAAUUAGAAUUUUUUGCUUCUUCAAUACACAUAUAUCCAACUGAUUUUGUUUCUUUUUCAAUUAAAUAUUGUAUGUUUCAAUUAAAUAUUGUAUGGGAUUGCACUCUAUGACUUAACAAAACUCUUCCUUAUAGAAAAAUAACUGCAUAAGAACCUACUUCUCAAACAUGUUGUAGUUAAUUCAAAGAAUUUAUAAUGUUAUAAGUGCAGUAACAGCGAUAGUGGACAUUAAUUUGCAAUGAAAGAUCUAUACAGAAGAUUUUGCUGAAUAGUAAGAAUGACCUUUUGAAUCUCCUUAAAUGUGGCCUACAGUCUUAGGAGAGUUUAGUCCAGAGGUGUCAAACUGCCAGCCCGCGGGCCAACUGCAUCAUAGCGAAACCACGCCUACCCAAUUGCCGGCAAUGGCAAAAAAAGUCAUGAUACAUCGCGACACGUCACAUAACGCUGCGAGUUUGACACCCCUGGUUUAGUCUGUCUUACUUGAUUCUGCAGGAAAUAUGAGGCAGUUUCUUUCUUUCAAGGGCAUUUAAUCUUGAAUUCUUGACUUCAACAGUUCUUGAGUGGCUAGCUCUCAGGUACUCAUCCUCAAAACAUUAAGUUUUGAAAUGCUGAUUCCAGGGUAUAAACAUCUUAGCCAAAAUGAUAGCAAUAACAUCUCCAAUAGCAAAGACAAAAUAAAUUUGACUUUGCUAUUUCUUGUCUCAUUUCAGGAGAAAAGUCAAAUGUUAAUAAAUAUUAAAGGUAGAACCAUUGCUUGCUAGCCAGUUUGAAACAACUAUCUUCCAAUUUUACUUUUAUUUCUUUUAAUGCUGGAGUCCCCAACCUCUGGGCCACAGCCCACUACUGGGCCCUAGCCUAUUUGCAACUGGGCUGUGUGAGCAGUGCCCGCCAACCUGCCUCUUGGACAAGUUGAGCUGAAUGUGCAUGAGUGCACCAGCUCACUGCUUGCAUGGCCUCAUUCCCGUCUCCCUCCUUGCUGGGCCACCAAGCCACAAAGGUUGGGGACCACUGUUUAAUGUAUAAUAAAAGUAGUAGAAGCACACCACUUAGGCCAAUCAUAGUAUUUUUCCAAAAGUGCCAUCAAUAUGAACUAAUUGGAACAGUUAGUGCUACAUAACUCUAAACUAGGAAGAUCUGAGUUUCUAAAAAGUCAGGUAAAGAUCUGCUUGUCAUAUUUUAAAGAUAUUUUUCUCAUAAGGUAAUUGUUGCUCUAUUCUUCAUGAUUAUUUUUUUGUUGAAAGAAAUAUUAUGGCCAACAUGUCUGCAGUGGAGAGGGUCAAAAUCUGCAAAAUGGAUGCUGUGGUAUCAUCAUCAAAGCUACAUGCUUUAAUGGUGGUGUAGUGGUUAGAAUGCAGUACUGCAGGCUAAUUCUGCUGACUGCUGAGUGCCAGCAGUUCGGCAGUUCGAGUGCUCAAGGCUGACUCAGCCUUCUAUCUUUCCGAGGUUGGUAAAAAGAGGACCCAGAUUGUUGGGGGCAAUAUGCUGACUCUGUAAACCACUUAGAGAGGGCUAUAAAGCACUGUGGAGCAGUAUAUAAGUCUAAGUGCUAUUGCUAUUGCUACAUUAUUUUUGUACCUAUGGCAGUAAAUAGUGAACUUGUGCCUACAAUUUUGCUAAUGUUGACUUCCCCAGGGACCUAUAUGGCAGUGGCCAAACUGGCAUGACAUUAAAUUCUGAUUGCUUUUUUUUUUGCAAAUACAUUCACUCCAAGUCUACAAUUUGCUUUUUAAAAACUUAAUGUUAAGAUACAUUUGAUAUCAUAGUUGAGUUCUGUGCUUGAUGCACAAUGAUUAACAAUUGAUCUUGGAAAGAUCUUUAAAGCUUAACUUCUAUCCUCCUGUUUUGGUCUCUAACAUUUAAAGUUUGCCUUAUUUCUCAUAACCCGCGGGCCAGUUUCAUCAUACUGAAGCCGUGCCCACCCCAUUGCUGGCAAUGCAAAAAGAGUUGUGAUAUGUUGUGACAUGUCACGUGACGUGGCAAGUUGUAAUUCAUAUAUGUUGGGCAGGCAAAAGGAACACAGAACUCAUUGUGUUUUUUUCUCUCUCUAUCCUGAAUAGAGAUAGCAUAUCAGGUAACUUAAAGCAGUAUGUCUGAAAGAUUUAUAUAACUGAGUAUCUUCUUCUUGUUGUUGUUUGUUAAGUACAGUUUAAAAAAUAAGUUAGUGGCAGUGUUUAGUUGUGUAAGUGAGAUAGAUGAUUUCUAAGCAAAGCAAAACAUGAAUAAAGAUGAUAAAUUCCCCUCUAAAGGUGGGAUGGUAAUGUUAACUUGUCAAUGGUGACUUUUCCCUUUUCUUCACUUUUAAAUUUAAAAACUUUACCUCUCAUACUUGGUGGACAUAUUUUUCCACAUUUUUUAAAAUUUCUAAAAUGAUUAUUUUCCAAAUACAUGUGUGGAGCUUUCUUUCAUCUUUAUUUUCUGAUAAAAAUCACAUGAUCAUAAAUAGGUCGCGGGCUAUGUGCAAUCAGAUUAUCAUUGUUAGAAUGUAGUAGAUGGAAGAAGAACCCUCACCCUAGCCUCAUUGUUUUCUAUAUAUCAUUAAAAAAAUUAAAAAGGGGAGAAAGCUCAUAUUCUCUCUCAAUUUACCCAGGAAAUGGUGCAUUCCAUGUGAAAAAGACAGGGAAAAAAUGACUCUUUUGUAGAGGCUAAUGUCUCCUAUGAAUGCCAGAAUUUUGAUUUGACUGGCAUUCCUUUAUGCAGCCAAUUCUAACCUUUAUUCAGAGGUAAAUACCCUAAACAUAGGAUUUUAACCUUAGUGUUACAAUUUUACUUCAAAGGGUAAAAUUAGAAGAGCCCACAAACUAAAGAUAUUACCAUGGCAUCUCAUUUAGUGCGCCAGUGCCACACUGCCGUAUUAUUUUAUUUAAAUUCAUGGUAUGGAUUAAUUUAAAACAUGUAUACAUUCUGUACCUCACUAAUAAAAAUAUGCACAACAAACACAAUAUUUUGCACAAGUAAUGAAAAUGUUUCUCAGAGUGAACUCCUGAUAAUGUCAAGAGAUAAAUAAUAUAUAUUUUUAUGCCAGGACAUAUUAUUCUUUCUCUGAUACUAGCAUCUAUACAUGAAAGAAAAGUUCUGAAUCUAAAGUGAUCAAACCUAUCAAAAUGUUGAGUCACCAAGAGACUGUGAUAGCCAAAAUGAUCUCUUUUUAAAGUGUGUAUAACUUAAACUGGUGUAAGUAACAUAUUGUUGCCUUAACCUGAGAAUGAGGUAGACAUAUACAUGAAACAUACCCAUUUGUAAUUAAUGUCUGAAGUGCAAUACUGAUUGUGCAAUGCUGAUUGUAGUUCUUUACAAUGGUACUCAUGCUUAGUGCCUAUAUAAUAAAUUGUGAUUAUGAUAAAUAAUCAAGCAGUGUAUAAUAUCUAUUUUUGUGCCUCAUCAUCCUUUCACAUAAUUUACUGAUACAAAAGCCUUUUUACUGUUCACAAAACCACCUGGAAUUUUCAACUUGGGAAGGUGUGGAACCAAUAUACUGUAUACAUACAGUCCCAAUACCCAGUCCUUACAGGUAGUCCAGAAUGGUAGCAUAAUUGAUGGUAUAAAACAUUGCUGAGGGAUCAGAAGAGGUACAUUCCCACCAUCUAGUUUGCAACAGAAAUCAUCAGUCAAAGAGAUCAGUGCGGUUUCUGCCCAUGAUCAGCAAUAAAAAAGGAAUACCAUCAUAUCCUUUCUUGAGCAAGACACUGGUGCUUUUCUUGUUUAGGCAUCCAAAGAAAAGU